Molecule: messenger RNA, 7311 nt
Organism: Pseudopipra pipra
Lineage: Eukaryota; Metazoa; Chordata; Aves; Passeriformes; Pipridae
Gene: TCF20
Product: transcription factor 20
Exons: 8
Coding region: 431-6247 (1938 amino acids)
Biological process (GO): regulation of transcription by RNA polymerase II
Cellular component (GO): nucleus
Source: RefSeq, a predicted model, not a curated record
GCUCCGCCAGCAGCCAGUCGGGCCUGAGACCCGCGCCCGGCUGCGGGGCCUGCGCCGAGCGCCGGCGGAGGGCGGGCAGGGUACAGGGCAGGGGAGAGCAGCGAGGAGGAGCAGCGGAGACCGAGCCCGCCGUGUCACAUGAGCUGACAGGACUCGCUCCCGUUCCCGGUCCCCUCCACGCAACAAAGACUCCGGAGCUCCUGUGCCCGCCGCGGGACGGGGCGGGACGGGGCGGGGCGGGGCGGGGCUGCCAUGGGACCCUGAGGGCCGCCGGCCCGCACAGGAUUCUACCCAUUGAUGAUUAAAACAACGCCUGGAGUUUUGGAAUGGAUCAGAUGCAUCAAUCAAAUGUUACUACAUUGCACCCAAAGAGAGGAAUGCCAUCCAGCUGGGGGAGGGCUUUUGAGCUGCUGCUCUGCUGCUGAACAGCAUGCAGUCCUUUCGGGAGCAAAGUAGUUAUCACGGAAACCAGCAGAGCUACCCGCAGGAAGUGCACGGUUCAUCCCGACUGGAAGAGUUCAGCCCUCGCCAGCAGGCCCAGAUGUUCCAGAGCUUUGGAGGAGGUGCUGGUAGUGGACGUCGUGGAGCAACAGGAGCCUCUACAGCGAUGCCUGGUGAGAGCUCUGGCCAUCAGAGCUACCAAGGUUUCAGAAAAGAAGCAGGAGAGUUUUACUAUAUGGCUGCCAACAAAGAUCCAGUGGUGUCAGGAGGGCAGCAGCCACCUCAGCGCAGGCCUUCUGGACCAGUACAGAGCUAUGGGCCCCCUCAAGGGAGUACCUUUGGGAGUCAGUAUGGGAAUGAGGGACAUGUGGGCCAGUUUCAAACACAACAUUCAACCCUUGGGGGUGUAUCCCACUACCAACAAGAUUAUACUGGUCCUUUUUCUCCGGGGAGUGCCCAGUAUCAGCAGCAGGCUUCUAGCCAGCAGCAGCAGGUGCAGCAGCUGAGACAGCAGAUCUAUCAGUCUCAUCAGCCUUUACCCCAGGCUUCCAGCCAGUCUGCUUCUAGCACCUCACACUUGCAGCCAAUGCAGCGUCCAUCUACCUUGCCUUCCUCUGCUUCUGGCUACCAGUUACGAGUGGGUCAGUUCAGCCAACACUAUCAACCACCUUCGUCAUCCUCCUCCUCCUCUUUCCCCUCCCCACAGCGUUUUGGCCAGUCAGGACAGAAUUACGACGGAAGCUACAACGUGAAUUCUGGGUCGCAGUAUGAAGGCCAUGCUGUGGGUUCCAAUGCACAGGCCUAUGGGACCCAGUCAAACUACAGCUUUCAGACUCAACCGAUGAAAAGCUUUGAGCAGUCUAAGCUGCCCCAAAGUGGGCAGCAGGGGCAGCAGCAACAGCACCCACCUCAGCAUGUAAUGCAGUACUCAAACGCUGCCACCAAGCUCUCUCUUCAAAGCCAAGUAGGACAGUACAGCCAGACUGAAGUUCCUGUAAGGUCACCAAUGCAAUUCCACCAAAACUUCAGUCCAAUCUCUAAUCCAUCUCCUGCUGCAUCUGUGGUUCAGUCUCCAAGCUGCAGCUCUACCCCUUCUCCACUCAUGCCAGGCGGAGAAAAUCUCCAGUGUGGGCAAGGCAACAUGUCCAUGGGUUCUAGAAACCGAAUCCUGCAGAUGAUGCCUCAGCUUAGUCCUACACCAUCUAUGAUGCCAAGCCCCAAUGCUCAUGCAGGUGGAUUCAAGGGGUUUGGGCUGGAAGGACUGCAGGAAAAAAGGCUCACAGAUCCAGGGCUGAGCAGCCUGAGUGCUCUGAGUUCUCAAGUGGCCAACCUGCCCAACACAGUCCAGCACAUGUUGCUCUCAGAUGCCUUGGCACCUCAGAAAAAAAGUUCCAAAAGAUCAUCCUCUUCAAAGAAGGCCGACAGCUGCACCAACUCAGAAGGCUCCUCCCAGGCAGAGGAGCAACUCAAGUCUCCCAUGGCAGAGUCCCUUGAUGGUGGCUGUUCUAGUAGUUCAGAAGAUCACGGGGAAAGGGUGAGACAGCUGAGUGGCCAGAGCACCAGCUCAGACACCACUUACAAAGGGGGUAAUUUAGAGAGACCCAACUCCUCACCAGCACAAGGCUCUCAGAAUGAGCCAUCAAAACUCAGCAGCAGCCCUGCAGCUAGGGAAGAUGUGGCCUCCCCUGAUGGGAAGGAAGCUGUGGUGGCUGUGGAAAAUGCCCCAAAAGUGAAUGAAAAGGCAGUUGGGGUGAUUGUCUCCCGGGAAGCCAUGACAGGAAGAGUAGAAAAGUCAAGUGGACAAGAUAAACCUCCACAAGAUGAUGCUUCCACAGCCACUCAGGCACCAGCUAGUGCUAGUGGAACAAAAGAAGCCGGGCAUGCAGGGACACAGCCAGAAACUCAAGUAGGAAGUAAAGGGAGCAAAAGUGGAGAUAACACUAACCAUAAUGGGGAGGGGAACAGCCAGCCUGGUCAUGCAGUUGUUGGGUCAAAUUUUCCUGCAAGAACAGAAUCUUCCAAGUCUCCUGGCAGUUUAAGGUACAGCUACAAGGAUAAUAUAGCAGCUGGUAUACAGAGAAAUAUUGGUGGCUUUCCACAGUAUCCUUCUGGUCAGGAAAAGGGGGAUUUUCCAGGGCACAGUGAGCGCAAAGGCCGGAAUGAGAAGUUUCCUAGCCUCCUACAGGAGGUUUUGCAGGGGUACCACCAUCAUCCAGACAGAAGGUAUUCUAGGAACACACAGGAGCAUUCUGGGAUGGCUGGGAGUUUGGAGGGAGCUAUGAGGCCCAAUGUUUUAAUUAGUCAAACCAAUGAAUUGACCAAUAGAGGCCUCUUAAACAAAAGCAUGGGGGCUCUCCUGGAGGGCCCUCACUGGGGUCCCUGGGACAGGAAGUCUGGCAGUGCAGCUCCAGACAUGAAGCAGAUAAAUUUAGCUGAUUACCCUAUUGCUAGAAAGUUCGAUGUGGAGUCUCAGUCUUCUGCCCAUGAAGGGGGGGCACUCUCAGAGAGGAGAUCAGUGAUCUGUGACAUAUCUCCAUUAAGGCAACUUGUAAGAGAUCCUGGCCCUCACCCCAUGGGGCACAUGGGCCCUGAGGCCAGGAGCGGAAGGAGCGAACGUCUUGCCCCUGGCUUGAGCCAGUCAGUAAUACUCCCUGGUGGUUUAGUAUCCAUGGAAACAAAGAUGAAAGCUCACAGUGGGCAAAUAAAGGAAGAAGAUUUUGAACAGUCAAAGAGCUCUGCUAGUCUCAAUAAUAAAAAAACAGGAGACCACUGUCAUCCUGCUGGCAUCAAGCAUGAAACUUUCCGAGGCAAUGCCAGCCCUGGAGCUGCAGUCUCCGAUGCUGCUCCAGAUUACAUUCCCCAGCAGGACAGCAGAUCGACACACAUGAGACGAGCACCUGGCAGAACUGGAAGGGGUAAAUCACCCUCUCAAUAUCAGGAUCUUGCUGAUAAGCUGAAAAUGUCACCAGGCAGAAGCAGAGGGCCAGGGACAGAUCUGCAUCACAUGAACCCACACAUGACACUGUCUGAAAGAGUUAGCAGGGGUUCCUUACAUUCUGUUUACCCUCAGAAUUCAGAAGGUCCUUCUCUGGCUUCAGCAUAUCACACAAAUGCUAGGCCUCAUGCUUUUGGUGACCCCAACCAGAGUUUGAAUUCCCAAUAUCAUUACAAGAGACAGAUAUACCAGCAACAGCAAGAAGAAUACAAAGAUUGGGCAAGCAGCACUGCUCAGGGUGUGAUUGCUGCAGCUCAGCACAGGCAGGAAGGGGCAAGGAAGAGCCCAAGACAACAGCAGUUUCUGGAAAGAGUAAGGAGUCCUUUAAAAAAUGACAAGGAUGGAAUGAUGUACCUUCAAGGUAGCUCCUACCAUGACACGGGAAGCCAGGAACCUGGGCGCUGUGUUAUGGGGAGUGAUGGUACUCAGAGCAAAUGCACUGAACUGAAACACGGCAACCAGAAGUUGCAGCAUCACGAAUCUGGUUGGGACCUCUCUCGGCAAACUUCUCCUGCCAAAAGCAGCGGCCCUCUUGGAGCAGCCAACCAAAAAAGAUUUUGCCCUCAAGAAAGCGAUGGGCAUCGACGAGACGAAUCUGCAGAUUUGCCCAAGCCUAGCAAUGCUAUGCUCAGGCUCCCUGGCCAGGAAGACCAGUCUCCUCAAAAUCCAUUAAUUAUGAGGAGAAGAGUCCGUUCUUUCAUCUCACCUAUCCCUACCAAAAGACAGCCACAUGAUAUGAAGAACAGUGGCAGUGAAGAUAAAGGGCGACUGAUGCCUUCAGCAAAAGAAGGAGCUGAUAAAACAUACAACUCCUAUGCCCAUUCAUCUCAAAGCCAAGAUACUGGCAAGUCAGUUGCAAAGGGAGAUUCCUUCAAGGACCUGCCAAGUCCUGAUAAUAGGAAUUGUCCUGCUGUUUCCCUCACAAGCCCAGCUAAGACCAAAAUACUGCCCCCAAGAAAGGGGCGAGGAUUAAAACUGGAAGCUAUUGUUCAAAAAAUUACAUCUCCCAAUAUUAGGAGAAGUGUUUCUACCAACAGUGCUGAAACUGGUCCAGAUACUGUCACUCUUGAUGACAUCCUGUCCCUUAAGAGUGGACCUGAAGGAGGAAAUGCGGCUGGACAUGGACCAGAGGCUGAGAAGAGAAAAGGAGAGAUGUCAGAUCAAGUGGGGCCAGCAAGCCAGGAUACAGCUGGUGAAAAAACUCUUCCAAGAUCUUCAGAAGAGUGGCAAAGCAGUGAGGAUGAUAAAAACAAAAAAGAGGUCCCUGAAGCUGCGAGUGUUGGUAAAGAAGGAGCGGGAUCCAGUGCAGCACCACCACCUUCUCAGAAGUCAGGUGGUCAAGGAAGGUCUGAUGGAUCUGUAAGUGGAGCUGGAACUCUGACCUUUUCUGACCCAAAAGCAAUUUCCCCUUCCAGUGUGUUUAUUUCUGAACCAAAUCCAAAGUCUGAGGAAAAAGACGGAGAUGUGACAAACAUUUCACCCAAGCCAGAUGGUUUCCCUCCAAAGGGAUAUUUCCCCUCUGGAAAGAAAAAGGGGAGGCCAAUUGGGAGCGUGAACAAGCAGAAGAAGCAGCAACAGCAGCAGCAGCAGCUGCCCCCGCCCCCACCACCCCCACCAGUACCGGCACAGUCUGCAGAGGGGGUGAGCGCUGGUGAGCCAAAGCCCAAGAGGCAAAGGAGGGAGAGGCGAAAACCAGCAGCACAGCCACGGAAGCGGAAGCCUAGACGAGCUGCUCCCAUUGUGGAGCCUCAAGAACCAGAGAUCAAACUUAAAUAUGCUACCCAGUCUGUAGAUAAAACUGACUCCAAGAAUAAGUCCUUUUUCCCUUAUAUUCAUGUGGUAAACAAGUGUGAAUUAGGCGCUGUGUGCACAAUCAUAAAUGCGGAGGAAGAGGAGCAGAACAAAUUGGUGAGGGGUCGGAAAGGACAGAGGUCUUCAACACCCCCUCCUAGCAAUGCGGAGAGCAAAGUGCUGCCCACCUCAACUUUCAUGCUGCAAGGCCCUGUAGUAACAGAGUCUUCUGUCUUAGGGCAUCUGGUUUGCUGCCUGUGUGGCAAAUGGGCCAGCUAUCGUAACAUGGGUGACCUCUUUGGUCCUUUCUACCCCCAGGAUUACGCAGCUACUUUGCCCAAGAACCCGCCUCCAAAGAGGGCCACAGAAAUGCAGAGCAAGGUCAAGGUACGGCACAAAAGUGCUUCUAAUGGUUCCAAGACAGAUACGGAAGAGGAGGAGGAACAGCAACAACAGAAGGAACAAAGAAGCCUCGCUGCUCAUCCCCGCUUUAAGAGGCGGCACCGCUCUGAGGACUGUAGCGGAGCCUCUCGGUCACUUUCAAGGGGAGCUUCUUGUAAAAAAGCAACCACUGACGGUGGCAGUGGCGGUGAAAAGACUCCUUUGGACUCAAAACCCUCUAUGCCCACUUCAGAAGGUGGCACUGAGCUGGAGUUACAAAUUCCUGAACUACCUCUUGACAGCAAUGAAUUUUGGGUCCACGAGGGUUGUAUUCUCUGGGCCAAUGGGAUCUACCUGGUCUGUGGCAGGCUCUAUGGGCUGCAGGAAGCUGUGGAGAUUGCAAGAGAGAUGAAAUGUUCCCAUUGCCAGGAACCAGGAGCCACCUUAGGCUGCUACAACAAAGGCUGCUCCUUCCGAUACCAUUACCCUUGUGCCAUCGAUGCAGAUUGUUUACUAAACGAAGAGAAUUUCUCAGUGAGGUGCCCCAAGCACAAGCCCCCCCUUCCUUGCUCUCUUCCCUCCUUGCAGAACAAGAUGGUGAAAGGCAGCCUCAGCACAGAGCAGUCGGAGCGGGGGUGAGGGGGGAAGUGUACUCCUGGGAAUGGAUAUAAAAGCAAGCACAGGUUAGGCUGUUGAGAUAAAAAGCGGUGGACAUUCGUGACUGAAUGGAAUCUCUCCCACUGUGCAGCCAUGCCCCCUCUCGACGUGCCUGCCAAUGCCAGCACUUCCUUCAUAAAUUCUUACAUCACACUCAAGACUGAUGACAUCACAGAAUCUGACCAAGGAGUCUGAACCAGCUGUUUCCAUGGACACAAUCUCCAUAGUGACAGUGGGAAGGGGAGGGGGAAAAAGGAAACAGGACAGAGAGAGACAGUACUAUCUGCUGCUUUUUGGUUUCUUUGCCUUCAUCGGUUCUGCCUUCAGUGAUGACCUUCUGAACUGGCCCAGCAAGAGGAAGACCACAAAGGCUUUGAAAAACUAAAGCUUAGGAUUUGUUUGAUGUUCAGAGAUAACGAGCCAAUGACUGGAUGAAUUUUCUGUUCAUGUGAGUUGGUGGUAUUUCACCAGGUCACUGACUUCUUUCACUCAUAGAAUGGUAGCAUAUCCUAGCGAUAUCAAACAGCGUGGUGUUUACUGGGAAGUCACUAGAGAUAGGGAUCUAACCAGCAUGACAUGGAUAAAAAAUGGGGUUGAUAUUGUGGGGAGGGAAGAACUAUUUUAAAAGUUAUGUACUGGAUGCUUGCUCAACUACUCGCAUUUUGGAGUAUUCAGCACAUACAAAUAAAAUCUAUGAUAGCUCAUAUUAAGAUAUCUAUUUUAACUCUAUUUUUAAAAGAUCGAUUUAAAGAUUUGGGAGAUAAUUUGGCAGUUAUUUAUUUCUAGAAGUUGCUACUUUCACUCAUGAGUAUUUGGGAAGAAAGGCAGUCCUCUGCUUACUCCUUUCCUAGUAGCAGCUACUGAAGUUAGUAUGUCCUUUACAUUGAGAAAUAGACCUGUUGUGAUAAAUGUCACUAAUGUGUCCUGAAUUGGUGCUGAAAAUAUUUAACUGCUGGUGUAGUCAGAAAAAAAAUCAUUUUUAGCAUAGUUAAUGUGAUUGAGUAAAUGACUUCUUUUCAACUGAAUAAAAAUUGGUUUUUUUUUCA